GCUAUUCUGUCGGGUUUUUCACAAAUUAAUCGUCCAGAUUAAGAAGCCUUAGUAAUUGUCUCCCAAUGCUAACGCAAACUUAACUUUUUAUCAUGCAUUAGCAUGAACGAAGCAUAUUGGUAGUAUGCUUAUGUUUCAUAUAUCUAGUUCCAUGAAACCUACCAAAAAAUAGUAUUUUAUAGAAAACAACCUAAAGUAAUUGCCGAAACUGGACCAAAUUUCCAGGUACUCUCGACAGUGACCUUUUAAAAUAUCGACAUCAUCCACCUGUUCUUUUUCUUACUAUAUAUAGACAUCACAAAGAUCGUCAGUGUCAACACUGGAUCGUGUUUCUGCAUAUUCAUCAUCAUCAAGAGAAAACUAACAUCAAAGGUAAUGAAGGGUAGUUCUACCCUCGUUUUGCUAUGUGUAGUAACUGUCGCAACCAUAACGAAGACCACCACAGGAAUUGACAUCCAUGGAGGACUUUUCAUCUUUGGAGAUUCUUUACUGGAUGUUGGAACCAAUAACCACUUCGAUGAUAGCUCAGCGAGGGCUGAUCACCCUCACUAUGGCAUCGAUUAUCCUGAUUCCGUCUCAACAGGGAGAUUUAGCAAUGGCCUCAACAGUGCCGACUUACUUGCUUCGUACAUGAAAGGUUAUGAUUUUAGUCCGCCACCUUUUCUCACUCUCGUUGAGAGUCCGGACACUUUCCUGUUACAGAUAAUCCGUGGCGCAAACUUUGCUUCAGGAGGAUCUGGUAUUCUACGCGACACUGGACGUGAAAAAUUCAGAAGGGUUGUGCCUCUAUGGGAUCAAAUUCAACAAUUUGCGACAGUUCGUGGGAAUAUGUCAGAUGUAUUAGGUAAUGGGACAGCUGAUUUUUUCAUAGGGAUGUCCCAUUGCAUCAUUAGCGUCGGAAGCAAUGACUUUUUCGAGAAACAAAACUCUCUAUUUCGGAAUGAGACACAACCACAGCAACUCAUCGCCAAUCUCACCGCAACCUAUGCCAUACAUUUACAGGUAAUGUUUGGAAUGAGAUAG
Molecule: messenger RNA, 1023 nt
Organism: Lactuca sativa (garden lettuce)
Lineage: Eukaryota; Viridiplantae; Streptophyta; Magnoliopsida; Asterales; Asteraceae
Source: RefSeq, a predicted model, not a curated record